Messenger RNA from Polychytrium aggregatum, 1971 nucleotides. RefSeq lists its product as uncharacterized. Bases 1 to 1971 code for a protein of 656 amino acids. Gene Ontology annotation, biological process: regulation of cilium beat frequency. Lineage: Eukaryota; Fungi; Chytridiomycota; Chytridiomycetes; Polychytriales. The record is from RefSeq and is a predicted model, not a curated record. The transcript has 14 exons. Gene Ontology annotation, cellular component: ciliary basal body; axoneme.
AUGUCCACUUCCGACGACAUCAUUCGCCACAUCAUCCAGGACAUCGUCGCCCGGUCAACGACGGCGCUCAAGUCUCGUCGGGAUGCGCUCGCGACGCACUACGCAGAGCAGCUUUCUGACGGGAACGUCGGCCUGUCGCUGCAUUCGAUUCAUCCUCCGCUGCCGAUGACUCCGAUCCCGGGAGCAAAGCAUCUCUUCACCUCCAUUCAUUCGCACACUCAAAGCACCGUCAUCACCGAGACCCUGGCGGCAUUCAUGGUCCGCGCCGUCGUGCUCGAUCCGCGACACGAGUUUCGAAUCGACCAAGACUUGUCGCGCGACGAAAUCGCCGUGGAACUCAUCCUGUCCCUCAACAACCCGGUCAUGGAGACCGUGAAGAUGCAGGUGUACUUUGACACCAACUUUGCCGCACAGGCCGAGUUCCUGCAUCGCGAGAAGAUGGUUCGCAUCAACGCAUGUGCUCCGAUCCUCCGAGAAAUCACCGAGGUCAAGACAAAGUCCGUUUCAGUCUAUGAAGUUCUCUACCGCAGGAUCGUCUCAUACAUCAUGAUUCGAAGCCACGUCGGCAACCCGAUGGACAUUCGUGUCGUUCGUGAAGCCACAGCCGCUUUGGAGUCCGUCUUCCCGCAGAGCGAGCUGUCGACCUUCAUCUCGCUUGGACGCGCCGAAAAAGAGGCCCAGCUUAACGGACUCUCUCAGCUCGUCACUGGCAUUCGUCUCUUCAACAAGCAUCUCGGAAAGGGCGGCGAGUACAUUGAGAGCUUGCCGGAGAUCUGCAACGAGGAACUCAUGGAUCUGUCGAACCUCAUUGACAAAUUCACCAAAGAGACCGAGACACUCAUUCGACUCUAUACUGCCAUCAUCGACUACAUGGAAAAGACCCCCCAGCCUGUGAUGGGAAUGCUGACGCCCGCCCGAGUCAAGUCGGCGCUGGUCUUUCGUCGACAGUACUUGAUGUACCUCGAUGCACUGCAGGAGCAAGCAAAGUACAGCCGAUCGACCCUGGGCAGCCUCAAUGACAAGCACGACCAGACGAUCCAUGAUUUACGUGCAACGUGCAAGUCCAAAACAGCCGUCCCGGUCGACCAAGUUUAUCCUCAAUUCAUCAUGCUGGCCAACCUCUGGAACUGUUGGCUCGACGAGCUGUUUCUUCUUGCCUUCCGGCGUGGAAUCCUGGACACGAUUGACUACCAUUCCAAGGACUCAUGGCGCCCUGUCCUCGCCCUGGCAGAGAGCAACAUCAUCUCGGUCGCGACGGAGCUGAUGGUGAUUGUGUCGGCGAUCCACAAGUCGAUCGAAGUGGUACACCCUGGAAAUACCACACACUACUAUCGACUGCCAGUGGAGUUUGGCGGAUACUGCCCUUACACCCUGGUCAAGCGCGACGGCUUGGUGUCGAAUGGCAACCGGAACAUUGGCUUGCUCAAGUACCGCGACCGACUCUAUGCACUGGUCUCGAUCGAGGCCGCGAAGGAGUUUUCCAAGUUCCCUGAUCGGUAUAUCGAGGGUGUUCUUGAGACGGCCAAGCGCUCGCCAGACCUUGUUCAGCUGCUGCAUUUGUACAACUACUUUCCGACCGUUGAGGCACUUGAGAGUGCCAAGUCGUUCACCCGCCAGCGCCUGCUUGGACAAAUGCCCCUCGUUGCCGACGCCAGCACCCAAGUGGACACACAUAUAGUCGACCACCACGUCGAUCUUAGAUACAAGUGGAACGAAUGGGACUUGCGGCGCCAGGGCCUGAUGCUCGUGAAUCUUCGAAACAAGGUCACCAAGAGCAUGCAAACGGACGUGAGCGUCUUUCGGCGCGAGAGCGAGACGCAGCACUACGAGCCCAAGACGCAGACGACGCAGACGUACACCGAGUCGGCAACGAACGUGCCGCGCAAAGUCAACUACGUUGCUGGAUUGCGAGGCAAGCCGGGCACGUACAAGAGCACAUUCAAAGUGGUGGAUCUGACCCUGGACUUGUGA